GUGGUGAUGGCCUCCCAAUCGAUAAGCCGGCAAACUCCGCCCCGCUAAAACUUUCCUACCGCCAGCACUUUUCCAUCCGUCAAACCACCGCAAACCACCGCAAACUCACCAAACCUCACAACCAUGUCGCAGAAACGCAAACACGCCGACGCGGUCGACGCCGCCGACCUCGAAGCCGCCAACCCCACGACAGCCAAGAAACCGCGCUCAUUCCCCAACGCCGCCAAAACGCGCCACAAGCGGCCCAAUCCCGCCAAAGACAAGGACUCCGAGUACGGCGCCACCGCCAACGCGCUCAAGAACCGCAUUCGCGACUUGAAGCGCUUCCUCGCGCACGUGGAGAAUGUGCCCGCGCACAAAAUGUCGGCGAGCGCGCGCGUCGAGCGUGAAAGGGAGCUCGAGGCGUGCGAGCACGAACUCGCGGAGAAGUCGGCGCGCGCACGCGAGACGGAGCACAGGAAGAAGAUGAUUGGGAAGUACCACCAGGUGCGGUUUUUCGAUCGACAGAAGGCGAGUAGGGUGCUGCGGCGCGUCGCCAAGGAGCUCAAGGCUGCGGAGGACGAGGAGGAGAAGGCCGCGCUGCAGAAGCGGCUGCACAAUGCGGAGGUCGAUGUGAAUUACGCCGUGUCGUAUCCGCUGAUGAAGCCGUAUUCGUCGCUGUAUCCGACGGCGAAGAAGACCAAGGGGGAAGACGACGGAAAGAAGGCGGAGGAGGUCGACGGGCCAAAGGGCGACGUCAUGGUGUGGAAGAUGGUCGAGCAGGCGAUGGCGGACGGCACGCUGGAGGAGCUGCGGAACAGCAAGAGCCGCGACGAGAUUCCGGGCGCGCCGCCGAAGAAGAGCAAGGCGAAGAAGGCGAAGCCUGGGAAAGACACGCCUGCGCCGCCCAAAAAGACGUACGCGCCGCUCGAGAUUCCGAAGAACAGGCGAGAGGCAAGAGCGGCGGCAAGGGAGGCCGAGGCCGAGGACGAAGAUAGCGACGGCGGGUUCUUUGAGUAGCGAUGCAUUAUACCCGAGAAGUACGACAGCGCAUUGCAGGACUAAACCGCAGACAGUGAAACGCAGGCACCCAUGAACGCAGACAG
Molecule: messenger RNA, 1085 nt
Organism: Boeremia exigua
Lineage: Eukaryota; Fungi; Ascomycota; Dothideomycetes; Pleosporales; Didymellaceae
Exons: 2
Coding region: 124-999 (291 amino acids)
Biological process (GO): maturation of SSU-rRNA from tricistronic rRNA transcript (SSU-rRNA, 5.8S rRNA, LSU-rRNA)
Cellular component (GO): nucleolus; preribosome, small subunit precursor
Source: RefSeq, a predicted model, not a curated record